AGUUGAACAUUAAUUUCUGUUUUUGCUUGGGGCAAGAUAAAGAGAGGUGAAGAGAGCGUGAAGAGCUUAACACGUGAAACUGAACUACUACAGUUCCUCCUUCAUAACAGUCUGUUUCGUUCCUAUUAUGUUGGCACUACAAGAAGUAUUAUGGUUUAGUUUCCGCAAAAAGGCAAUUAAGAUAUCGCUACUGGACAAGCUAUUCACGCUUUCAAGCAAUCCCUUCAACUUUUCACCAAGUGCAUUCAUAAAUGCUCCUGUCGCCACCUGUCUUGCCGGUUUUGCUUGGGUCAUUCCCAUAUCAGCGAUACUGUCUCCAGGUAGCUUGGUAGUAGGACCAAUGGCUCAUACUUUCAUUGAUAGCAACUGCAGCGUACCGACUUUCGCUGCGGCUUCAUCGAACAUAAGCUUCUACCAGAUGGUACCGAACUCGGAUCCUCCCGCUAUUCAAGGGUCUAAUCCUGGUAUUCAAAAGCUAGCAAAUCAAAUAUUUGCUCAAGGAACAAUCUUGGAUCCUGGUUCUCCUUGUGGAGCUAAAAGUUCAUUCCAGCUCUCCUUUUUUGGUCCCGCUUUGCAAUGCACACAGACCACGAACCCCGAGUAUAUGCAUGAAUCAGCCGAUGGUUCGAACCUCUACUAUGCAGAAGACUUGACAAGAUUUGGUGAGGAUGAAAAUUCAUUCAUGGGAAUGGAUUUUACGUAUUACAAUCACACAAAAGAGAAUUAUUCAUGGAUUUACAUAGAUAUGCUCUGUUCCCCUUACAACACAACCUAUGAAAUUUCCGUCAAUUACACAAACGGUCUGCCAGACUUCUAUACAAAUCUAACAUAUAACACACCACUUUUGAACUUAAGCAGUACACAAUCGACGUACCCAGAAAAUUUCCCUUAGAGCUCAAAUUCCGCAACACUAGUCAGAGAAGUGCACGACAAUCAUCUCGACGGCACA
Sclerotinia trifoliorum is the source of this 949-nucleotide messenger RNA. NCBI's taxonomy places the organism in Eukaryota, Fungi, Ascomycota, Leotiomycetes, Helotiales, Sclerotiniaceae. The record is from the annotation of a GenBank genome assembly.